This is a messenger RNA of Owenia fusiformis, 1425 nucleotides long. Lineage: Eukaryota; Metazoa; Annelida; Polychaeta; Sabellida; Oweniidae. The record is from the annotation of a GenBank genome assembly.
AAUCGGGUUUUCUAAAGAAUAACUUCGGUAAAAGGAAGCAGAUUCAGACUUCAAUGAGAUUAGUUUUAUAUGGAGAAUUUGUAAAUAUGCACAAGUGGGUAAACAAGCCCAUUAAGUGUAAGAAAAUUUGAAUAAAGUCACUUUAAUCAUGGACAAGUUAUGAAGGAUCAUAGCAUCAAACUCAUGAAAUAUUAAUUAGGUACACAUAUUCGAAAGAAAGAAAAUGAAUUAAGUUUCUUAUUAUGCUUACAAAUGGGUAUAGUCUCGAUACAACAUACGAAUAAAAUGCUUUUGGCAAAUUCAACUAUUUCGACAGAAUUAUGGACUAGACAGAAUGAUGCAGAUGUCUCUGAAUUCUCCCUCACUGAGAGGAUCAUACUGUGUGUCAUACAUGUGAUUGUUACAGUUUUAGGGACCAUCGGGAAUCUUAUCGUUAUCGCAAGUAUGACCACAAAGGCACAGCGUAAUAAGGCUCAGAACUACUUCAUAAUCAGUCUCAGUGUGUCGGAUCUAGCAGUGACAGCUAUAUGUGUGCCUAUUAACAUUGCCGCCAUGUGUUACAAUGGACCAGUCUUGGGAGAUAUUCUUUGUGAUAUACAGGCCUUUGUGAUUGAUACGUCAUGUUGUGUGUCGCUAUUUAGUAUCACUAUGGUAGCAAUCAAUCGUUAUGUCAGGAUUGUUCAUCCAGCGCUGUACCCCAGAUUGUAUGACACUAAAGUGUGUAAGGUUAUCGUCGUGGUUACCUGGGUGACUGCGGGUCUGCUACUAACGCCACCUUUAGCAGGCUGGGGUGACUACCAUUAUGAGCCUCGUAACUUUAGUUGCACGCUUGACUGGGUGUACGACUAUAGCUAUAGUAUUUUUGUCUCCGUAAUGGCCAUUGUGUGGGCAGAGGUCACCAUUUGUGCCUGCUAUGUAAGGAUCGUACAAGUUGUAAGAAAAAGCCACAGAACGAUCACACAUUAUGAUGGUGGGAAGUAUAACCAAUCUGUGCUUACAGAAGAUAAACGUUUAGCCUUUCAGUUACUUUUCGUGUUUCUCUUGUUCAACAUAUGCUGGGCCCCUUAUCUCAUCUUGUCUCUGUUUGUGGAACCUAAUUACAAUGUAGAUUCGUUGACGUACGCUAUUUGUAGCUUUUUGAUCAUUAUGAAUUCAGCAUGUAAUCCAUUGAUUUACUUUUUCAUGAAUCGUCGGCUCCGUCAGGCAGCCAUUAAGUUGCUGACAUGCCAUAGACGCUCUCCUGUAUUGGAGGACCAUGGCGUUGCUAUGGUGAUGCCUCACAGACACCCUAUAUUUCAUCAUACGGAUCUAGACAAUCACCUGGACAAUGUUCCAUCUCACUGUUGUGGAUCUCAUGGCAAUACAAAUCACCAUGACAAUAUCAAUCAUCAGCAAGAACUUGUUAUUCUUUCUGUUAAUGGAGCC